This is a messenger RNA of Symbiodinium necroappetens, 728 nucleotides long. NCBI's taxonomy places the organism in Eukaryota, Dinophyceae, Suessiales, Symbiodiniaceae. The record is from the annotation of a GenBank genome assembly.
GAUUCGUGCGUGACGAGCUCUCGCAGCUCCGAAUGGAGAGGCUCGGGUGUAGACACCGCAUGGAAGCCGGCCAUGUUGGAGAAGUGGGCUUGCCUGUCGAAGGUGCCUUCAAGUACCAGGUGGCUGUAGCCGCCAGUUCGGAGGCUGGCGGAGGCGUCUAUGCCAUCCCCUUUGCGCAGACCUGUGAGCGAGUGGUCUGCAUUGACCCCGAGUCGGGCCGCAAGGAGGAAGUCGGCGAGGAGCUGUCUCUAGGACAAGCUCGAUACGUGGCUGCUGUGAGCGCCGGGGGAAAGAUAUUCGCCGUGCCCUGUCAUGCGCGAUAUGCCUUGGAGGUCGACCCGAAGAUGAAGAGCGUGCGGGAGUUUGGGCAGGAGCUUCCUUACGGUGGCCUGAAGUACCAGGCGGCCGUCUGUGGCCUCGAUGGAUGUGUUUAUGGCAUCCCUUUCAAUGCGCCACGCUUCUUGAAGAUCGACCCGGCGACGGGUACGAGCCGGGAGGUGGGUGAAGCUCUACCCAGUGGGGGCUUCAAGUACAUGACGGCAGUGGUUGCUCCAAGCGGAAGGAUCUACAUCCCACCUUUCGAUGCCGAGCAGGCCUUGGAGUUCGAUCCCGCCACGGCCUCCUGGCGGUCUCUGGGGCCCAGCUUCUCCGAGGGCGGGCAGAGAUAUGUGGCAGCUGUCCUGGCCAGCAAUGGAAGCUUGUCGCGUGGAAGGGGCUUCUCCUUGCCA